AUGGAGGAGAGUAAGAAUAAGACAAUGAAUCAAGCACACACCCUCUUUGACAAGUUUGUGCAGGCUACCACCUGCAAGGGGACUCUUAAUGCCUUCCAAGAACUCUGUGAUCACCUGGAACUGAAGCCUAAGGACUAUCGCUCCUUUUAUCACAAGCUCAAGUCAAAGCUCAACUACUGGAAAGCCAAAGCCCUCUGGGCAAAGCUGGACAAACGGGGCAGCCACAAAGAUUACAAAAAAGGAAAAGCAUGUACAAACACCAAGUGUCUCAUCAUUGGAGCUGGCCCCUGUGGUCUCCGCACAGCCAUCGACUUAUCCUUACUGGGAGCUAAGGUAGUUGUUAUUGAGAAACGAGAUGCCUUCUCCCGCAACAAUGUCUUGCAUCUCUGGCCAUUCACCAUACAUGAUCUGCGCGGUUUGGGUGCCAAGAAAUUCUAUGGCAAGUUCUGUGCUGGAGCCAUUGACCAUAUCAGUAUCCGUCAGCUUCAAUUAAUACUUUUGAAAGUAGCAUUGAUCCUAGGCAUUGAAAUUCAUGUUAAUGUAGAAUUCCAAGGACUUGUACACCCUCCUGAGGAUCAAGAAAAUGAACGGAUAGGUUGGCGGGCACUGGUGCACCCUAAAACCCAUCCUGUGUCAGAAUAUGAAUUUGAAGUGAUCAUUGGAGGGGAUGGCCGUAGGAACACCUUGGAAGGAUUUCAUCGGAAAGAAUUUCGAGGCAAACUGGCCAUUGCCAUUACAGCAAAUUUUAUCAACCGAAAUACAACAGCAGAAGCCAAAGUGGAAGAGAUCAGUGGAGUGGCUUUCAUAUUUAACCAAAAAUUUUUCCAGGAGCUCAGGGAAGCUACCGGUAUUGAUUUGGAGAACAUCGUCUACUACAAAGAUGACACACACUAUUUUGUUAUGACGGCCAAAAAGCAGAGCUUACUGGACAAAGGGGUGAUACUGCAUGACUAUGCCGACACAGAGCUUUUGCUUUCCCGGGAGAAUGUGGACCAAGAGGCUCUGCUGAACUAUGCCAGGGAAGCAGCAGACUUCUCUACCCAGCAGCAGCUACCAUCUCUGGAUUUUGCCAUCAAUCACUAUGGACAGCCUGAUGUGGCCAUGUUCGACUUCACUUGUAUGUAUGCCUCUGAGAAUGCUGCCUUGGUGCGAGAGCAGAAUGGACAUCAGUUACUAGUGGCUCUGGUUGGGGACAGCCUCCUGGAGCCUUUCUGGCCAAUGGGAACAGGAAUUGCCCGGGGCUUUCUAGCUGCUAUGGACUCCGCCUGGAUGGUACGAAGUUGGUCUCUAGGAACAAGUCCCUUAGAAGUCUUGGCAGAGAGGGAAAGCAUUUAUAGGUUGCUGCCUCAGACAACCCCUGAGAAUGUGAGUAAAAACUUCAGCCAAUACAGCAUAGACCCUGUCACCAGAUAUCCCAAUAUUAACAUCAACUUUCUCCGGCCAACCCAGGUGCGCCAUUUAUAUGAUACUGGAGAAACGAAAGAUAUUCAUCUGGAAAUGGAGAACCUGGUGAAUUCCCAAACUACCCCAAAGUUGACUCGCAAUGAGUCUGUACCUCGUUCAAGCAAACUGCUUUGUUGGUGCCAAAGGCAGACAGAUGGCUAUUCAGGAGUCAAUGUGACAGAUCUCACUAUGUCUUGGAAAAGUGGUCUGGCCCUAUGUGCAAUUAUCCAUAGGUACCGCCCUGAUCUGAUAGAUUUUAAUUCUUUGGAUGAUCAAAAUGUGGAGAAGAAUAACCAACUGGCCUUUGAUAUUGCUGAAAAGGAACUGGGCAUUUCUCCCAUCAUGACAGGCAAAGAGAUGGCCUCAGUCGGGGAGCCUGACAAGCUGUCCAUGGUGAUGUACCUGACCCAGUUCUAUGAGAUGUUCAAAGACUCGCUCCCCUCUAAUGAUGCCUUGGACUUGAGUGCUGAAGAGAAAGCAGCCUUGAUAGCCAGCACCAAAUCUCCUAUCUCCUUCCUAAGCAAACUUGGGCAGACCAUCUCUCGGAAGCGUUCUCCCAAGGAUAAGAAGGAAAAGGACUUGGAUGGUGCUGGAAAGAGGAGAAAGACCAAUCAAUCAGAAGAGGAGGAAGUACCCUCUGUGUGCAGAGGAAGAUCCACAUUAGUGAGUACUCUGCCUGACAGGAGGACUGAUGUCACACUCAGCAACCAGAACAAAGUAAAGUACAUGGCAACCCAGCUGCUGGCCAAGUUUGAAGAGAAUGCACCUCCACAGUCCACUGGCAUAAGGAGACAGCCAACACAAGAGCAUGGGGUCAGCCAGCCGUCCUGCUGCCUACCUGAUCAGGGUCUCUCUGCUCCCACCCCACAGUGGAAACAGGGUUCAGUAAAGAAGGAGUUUCCACAGAAUUUGGGAGGCAGCGACACGUGCUAUUUUUGCCAGAAGCGGGUCUACGUGAUGGAAAGACUGAGUGCCGAAGGCAAGUUCUUCCAUCGGAGCUGCUUCAAAUGCGAGUACUGUGCCACCACGCUGCGCCUCUCGGCCUAUGCCUAUGACAUUGAGGACGGUAAAUUCUACUGCAAACCACACUACUGUUACCGACUCUCCAGCUCUGCACAGAGGAAGAGACCAGCAGUGACUUCUUUGUCUGGAAAGGAUGCCAGAGGACCCCUGCAAGAUGGCCUCAAUGCAGACACAAAUGGACAAGCCAGUACCGUCACCAACCCUGCUGAUAGAACUCCAGAUACAAGUGUGAAUGGCCUGGAGGAGCCCAGCAUUGCCAAGAGACUGAGGGGCACUCCUGAAAGGAUUGAGCUAGAGAACUACCGCCUGUCUGUGAAGCAGGCAGAGGCGCUGCAGGAAGUGCCUGAGGAGACACAAGCUGAGCACAACCUGAGCAGUGUGCUAGACAAGGGCCUGGAGGAGGACGUGGCCAGCAGCAGUUCUGAGUCUGAGAUGGAGGAGGAUGAGGAGGAUGAGCCUCCACUGCCUACCUCGGACCUGGGUGGUGUUCCUUGGAAGGAAGCUGUGAGGAUCCAUGCUCUUUUAAAAGGAAAGAGUGAAGAGGAACUGGAUGCCUUGAAGAGCUACGAGCCUAACAAUGACAAUGAGGAGGAGGACUGCGACGAGGAGGAGGGAGAGGAAGACUCUGACGAGGAAGAGGAGGAGUCUAGUGAAGCUGGGAGCCAGCGGCUACAGCAGAUCAUAAAUGCAACUGAUCCCUUGGAAAUCCAGGCUGAUGUGCACUGGACACAUAUUCGUGAGAAAGAGGAGGAGGAGCGAAUGGUACCAACCUCUGAGCCCUCCACUUCUAGAGUGCCUGACCUUCCCUCCAUACGCCGUGCAGCAGUUCAGGCCUGGCUGGAGACAGUGUCCGGAGUCCCAUUUGAUGAGGAUGGCCUGGAGGAAGAUGUGGAUUCCGAGCCGGCAGAAAUAGAAGGGGAGGCAGCAGAGAAUGGGGACACGGGUGACACUGGUGCUGAGCUGGAUGAUGAUCAGCACUGGUCUGACGACAUCCCAUCAGAUGCUGAAAUAGAGUUUUGCAGGCAGCACCAAGAGGCAGUGGAAGCAGAGCUGGAGCUGAACAUCUCAGAAAACCAGGACGAACGACCCCCUGCCACUCUACAGCAUAGCAAGAGAGGUCCCUCCCAAGACUCCAGUCCUACCUGGUCCCCGUCGGAACAAGCUGUUCUAUUCUCCUCUGCCCGCAGCCCCGUGGGAGAGGGGGCCCAGAUUCCACUCCCCUCUGAAGCUACCAAUAUGAAAUUGCCCAAGGAGCACCUUUUCCCAGAGCUUUUGGUUUCCAAAGCAAAGUUCAAAGCAGAAGUUCCCACUGAUCAGAAAGCUGUGCACUCUCCCAUCCAGUCCCAGCCAGCAGCUCUGCUGGAAGUCAGGACAUAUACCUCUCCAGUUCGUUCACAGGGCCUGUCCCCAUUGGCCACUUCCACCAUCAUCCCCACACAGCUCCCCAUUUGCUCCCAACCUAAACCUUCCUGUGAGGCCACCAUUCCAUCUCCCACCAAGUCCCCCAUAUGCUUCCAGCCUGAUCCAGUGAAAACUUCCACCCCUCUAACCCCACUCCACAUGAAGAACCAAGGGGAUGCCAAGGACAGACUGGGCAGCCCUCUUGCUAUGGAUGAGGCUCUGAAGCCAAAUGACUUGGUGGCCGAGUUCUGGAUGAAGAGCGCAGAAAUUCGCCGCAGCCUUGGGCUCACACCCGUGGAUCGGAGCAAGGGGCCCAAGCAUAGCUUCCCCUCACCUGCCUUUAAGCCAUUAUCCUUAAAAUCCUAUUCAGUUGAGAAGUCUCCUCAGGAUGAGGGGCUCCAUCUUCUAAAACCUCUACCUAGGAGACUGGCAAAGUCAGAUAGUGACCAGCCCUCUCUGCCAACCCCCAAAUCCCCAUCUGAAAGAGAACUAAAAAGCUCCCACGAGGAACGAAGAGACCUGUCCAACAGUUCGGGGCUGGGCCUUCAUGGGAGCUCCUCCAACAUGAAGACCUUGGGAAGCCAGAGCUUCAAUACCUCAGACUCUACCAUGCUUACUCCACCCUCAAGCCCGCCUCCACCCCCACCCCAGGACGAGGAGCCUGCAACUCUUAGAAGGAAGCCAUAUCAGAUAUAUGGGCAGAAGGAAACCAAGCCCAAGGCCUCCAUAAUCCCAUCCCCCCCACCUACUACCUUUAUGCGGGCCCCCCGAGAGCCUGCCCAACUGCCCUGGGAGGAGGUACGGAAGUCAUUUGUAGAGAGUGUAGCUGAGAUCCCCUUUGCUGAUGACGUGGAGGAUACAUAUGAUGACAAGACCGAGGACUCAAGUCUGCAGGAGAAGUUCUUCACACCCCCUUCCUGCUGGCCCCUCUCUGACAAGCUCUUCCCCCUACCCCUAGCCAAGGAGAAUGUCAAGUUGCUUACUCUAGAGAGCAGGGACCAACUACAGAAGAGGGAACUACCUAUAGUCUCUCCAGAAGCCAAGGAGCUGGCUGAAGAACGCAUGCGAGCCAGAGAAAAGUCUAUAAAGAGCCAGGUGUUGAGAGAUGCCAUGGCCAAACAGCUGAGUCGGAUGAAGGAGAUGGAAAUUGGGGCUGAGACCUCCAGGCCGCCAGGAGGUACCUGCCACAAAGCCUCCUCAAUGUCCUCUAAAGGCAAAGUCCUUGGCCUUAAAUCCUCUAAAUACCCACUGCACAAAGGCCCUGAGGAGCCCACCUUGAAGCACAAAACCACUAGUGAAGAAUUCUCCCCCACAUUGGACUCUGGGGCCCCAGAUGGUUCAGUCACUUCAUCCGAGGGCUCUAGCGGGAAGAGCAAAAAGAGAUCGUCACUCUUCUCCCCCCAUAGAAACAAGGAGAGAAAAUCUAAAGGUGAGGGCCAGCCCCUGGAGAAACACAGCCCAGAUCUCCUGGAGGAAGCAGCUGCCAAGCCCAGGUCCUUGUGGAAAUCAGUCUUCUCAGGGUAUAAGAAGGACAAGAAGAAGAAGGGUGACAACAAGUCCUGUUCCAGCACCCCUUCCAGUGGUGCCACUGUGGACUCUAGCAAGCACAGGAUGUCUCCAAUAGUGAGAGCAGAGCUGCAGCUGCGGGACCAGCGGAGUUUCUCCGAGGACUCUGACCUCUCCAGUGAUGACAUCCUCGAGAAGGUCUCCCAGAAGUCCAAGCGAGAGCCAAGAACUUAUACAGAGGAAGAACUGAGUGCCAAGCUGACCCGGCGUGUGCAGAAGGCAGCUCGAAGACAGGCCAAGCAAGAGGAACUUAAGCGGCUGCACCGAGCCCAGAUCAUCCAGCGGCAGCUGGAGCAGGUGGAGGAGAGGCAGCGACAGCUAGAGGAAAGAGGUGUUGCUGUGGAGAAGGCGCUUCGUGGGGAAGCAGGCAUGGGCAAGAAGGAUGACCCGAAGCUGAUGCAGGAGUGGUUCAGGCUGGUGCAAGAGAAGAAUGCCAUGGUGCGCUAUGAGUCAGAGCUGAUGAUCUUUGCCCGGGAGCUGGAACUGGAAGACCGGCAGAGCCGACUGCAGCAGGAACUGCGGGAGCGAAUGGCAAUGGAAGAUCACCUUAAGACCGAAGAGGAGUUGUCAGAGGAGAAGAAGAUCCUGAAUGAGAUGCUGGAGGUGGUGGAGCAGAGAGAUGCCCUUGUGGCCUUACUAGAGGAACAGCGCCUUCGAGAGAAAGAGGAAGACAAGGACUUGGAGGCUGUCAUGCUGUCAAAGGGCUUCAGCCUAAACUGGUCCUGA
This is a messenger RNA of Pipistrellus nathusii (Nathusius's pipistrelle), 6159 nucleotides long. The record is from the annotation of a GenBank genome assembly. NCBI's taxonomy places the organism in Eukaryota, Metazoa, Chordata, Mammalia, Chiroptera, Vespertilionidae.